Molecule: messenger RNA, 2865 nt
Organism: Desarmillaria tabescens
Lineage: Eukaryota; Fungi; Basidiomycota; Agaricomycetes; Agaricales; Physalacriaceae
Product: P-loop containing nucleoside triphosphate hydrolase protein
Exons: 12
Coding region: 46-2520 (824 amino acids)
Cellular component (GO): microtubule; membrane; cytoplasm
Molecular function (GO): microtubule binding; GTP binding; GTPase activity
Source: RefSeq, a predicted model, not a curated record
CAGCUGUUUCUCCAUAUUCCCAUAUUCGCGUCUGAUCCUCCAACAAUGAUAUCCGGUACUCAUUAUGCCGCGAAGACCAAGGACCUCUUGGGUUUGGUCAACCAGUUACACAGUCUAGGUGCUCAGCGAGACCUUGACCUCCCACGUAUCGCAGUGAUAGGAAACCAAAGCGCAGGAAAAUCGAGCGUCGUAGAGGCUAUAUCAGGAAUCAAUGUUCCAAGAGACGCUGGAACAUGUACUCGCUGCCCCAUGGAAUGUCGCCUGGCCUCAUCCUCGAAACCAUGGCAAUGCAAGGUUUCCAUCAGGCGAGAAUAUGACAAGAACGGGGAACGUUUGGAUGACAUCUCAGAGACGCCUUUUGGCGGGAUCAUAACGGACAAGUCUGCUGUUGAACCUCUUCUCAGGCGCGCCCAGUUAUCUGUUUUGAACCCUAUGAUCCCUCUCGACAGAAUCCUAGAUUCGACCCCGGAGGAGCUCACUAAGUGGUCCCAAGAAUCUCAGGACGUGCAACCCUUUUCGCGUAAUGUCGUCUGCGUGGAUUUGAGCGGACCAGAAUUGACCGAUCUUUCUUUCAUUGAUCUUCCUGGUUUAAUCCAGAAUGCUGAAAAUAACGUUGUCAGUCUUGUAGAAGAUCUUGUAGUGUCCCACAUCAAGGGUAACUGCUUGAUAUUGGUCACUCUUCCAAUGACAGAUGACAUAGAAAACCAGAAGGCUGUACAACUGGCGCGAACACAAGACCCUCGAGGUCGACGUACCAUUGGGGUCUUGACAAAACCCGACAUGCUUACUGCUGGUUCCACCAAAGCCCUGCACUUAUGGCUAGAUGUGAUCGAAGGACGUCGCCAUCCUCUCACUCAUGGCUACUACUGCACUAGGCAACCUGACGACAAGGACAGAGAAGAAUCCAUCACACCUGAGCAGGCUCGAGCCAAAGAAAAACUAUUUUUCGAAACUACUCUUCCCUGGUCAAAAUGUACUCAAAAGAAGCGAUUCGGCACUGACAACUUGAUUGAUACUCUCAGCCGUCUCCUCAUUCAAGUUAUCAACGAAACUCUCCCCGUUAUCCGUUCAGAGGCAAUGGAAGCGUUAGAAGAAUGCCGUACGGAGCUUACCACAAUUCCUACAGCAAUCAAUGAAGAACCCGCUACCUACAUGCUAAAACUUGUCACGUCUUUCUCUACUGAGGUCCAAAGCCUUGUCCGUGGUCGAUCGGACGCGAGUCGUUUGAUCCACGAGAACCGGCAGGCUUUUAAAGAUUUGAAAAUUGCAAUCCGACGUACUGCACCAAAUUUCGUCCCUGUGGAGGAUGAUCAGCCUCAGCCCGUCAUGGUUAACUCGCUGGAAGAUGGGGAAGAAGAAGAUCUGGCUCCGGAACUUAACACGGAUGAACCCUUCACCUUGACUGCCAUGAAGCGUCAUAUUCAAAGGUCCCUAACGCGCGAGCUUCCCAAUAAUGUACCUUUCGAAGCCAAAGUUGAACUGAUUACUGCUUUCCAAGCUACGUGGCAUGCUUCUGUCAUGAACUGCUUCAAUCGCGUGCAAGGAUGCACGUACGAAGUCUUGAUGGGGUGUAUCGAAAGAGACUUUGCUCGAUAUGCAAUUCUUAAAGGACAUCUAAAGACGUUUAUCAUGGAAUUGAUGAAUGACUGUCGCGCGACUUGCUCGGUUGUCCUGAAUGCCACCCUAGAAGUCGAGAAGAGCCCGUUCACACAAAACACCCACUAUCUCGAGGACACAACGGAUAAAUGGCUGGCGAAAUACAAAAAUAUUCGAGCUGGGAAGACGAUUAGGUCAGCGGAGCCUCCAGCGAAGAGACAGAAGACUGACGUGCGCGCAACCUCGACGCCACCCGAGCCCACCGAUGGACGAGCUAAAACAUCCAAGGCGUCCCAGCAAGUCAAUGGCACCCCAUCAAAGCAGGGUAAGGGCGCCCCAAAGCCGGCUCAGGAUCAGGUGCAGCAGACCCAAGCCAAACCCGGAGUUUUCCAAUUCGAUGGUUUCGGUACCCCCAAUUCACCAUUCGUAUUUGGUUCCCCUGCAUCCGCUUCACAAACAUCUAAAGCAGCAGCUGCUCAGCCUGCUCAAGCUCCUUUGUUAUCCGAUGCUGAUAUUGCCGCAAGGGCUGAGAAAGUUCAGGAGGCUUUGGCCGCAUUGGCAGCCCUUGGCUAUACAGUGAAGCCGGAAGAUCUGGGAAAAUUGAAUCCUACGGACAUGUUUGAGACGGAGCUAAAAGUAAUGGCAGAGGUGCGGGGGUACUUCCAGGUCGCGUAUAAGCGUGUUAUCGACAACAUACCGUCCUUCAUAGAUCUGCUGUUCGUCAGAAAGGUGGCGGAAGAGUUGCAGCCCUUCCUGAUCUCCAAAUUCGGCUUGGGAACUGCUGCCGCGAACGAGAAAUGUGGCAGGUACCUGGAGGAGGAUCCGGCGCUGGUCGCUCGAAGGGAGGAACUGAUUAGUCGAGAGAAACGUCUGAUGAACGUACAGAAGGAGCUUAACAGCUUCGGGAUAUCGACGCAGACGUAAACGGAACAGGGUUUCAUGUCUAAAGGAUUGCUCGCACUGACUAUACCCUUGCCUCGUCGCCUGGCCCUCCCAACGUCGCUGGAUGUCCGUUUCCGUCUAUUUCCAUUUUGCGAAUGCCCACAAUACCCUGUCAUAAUGUACUCCAAGCUGAGGAGUCCCGAGCUCGAGUUUGUACGCAGGAUAAUCGUCUUGUCUGAUCUAGAGGUGAAACUACUGGCUCUUUGGACACCUAGCACACGAAUAGAGUUCGUGUCACCAUAUACUGGAUACGCUAGCGAAUUGAUGUUGUUGGAUUUAUAGAACAAUAUAAUAGUAUAAUAGUUGUUUUUGGGGAAGUUAUAUGUA